CAGUGAAACCCCGUUUCACAAGUUUCCUUCUAUUCUCUCUCUCAUUUCUUUGAUAAAAAACUCAGCACAUUCGACUACUUAACUCACCUUCUCGCCUUUCGUACCUUCCGUCUUCUUCCUUCUUUCUCCGCCUCGCUCAUUUCUGCGCGCAAGCUUCGUCAAUGGCGGAUUCAGGCAACAAUGGCGCCCAAACACUACGAGUGAGUGUGAAAUGGGGAAAAAAGAUGUUUCCAGAGGUGGAAAUUGACACUAGUCAACCCCCUUAUGUUUUCAAGGUUCAAUUGUAUGAUCUAACUGGAGUGCCACCUGAAAGGCAGAAAAUUAUGGCAAAAGGUGGUUUAUUGAAGGAUGAUGCUGAAUGGGCAAAUGUCGGAGUAAAAGAGGGUCAAAGAUUAAUGAUGAUGGGAACUGCAGAUGAGAUAGUAAAAGCUCCUGAGAAAGGACCAAUUUUUGUAGAGGAUUUGCCUGAGGAAGAACAAGUGGCCGCUGUGGGGCAUUCUGCUGGUCUUUUCAACUUAGGAAAUACAUGUUACAUGAACUCCACAGUUCAAUGCCUGCAUUCAGUUCCUGAGCUGAAGUCUGCACUAUUGGAGUAUUCACAGUCUGGCCGGACUAAUGAACUAGAUCAAACUUCACAUCUUUUGACUGUUGCAACCAAAGAUUUAUUCAACGAGCUUGAUAAAAAUGUCAAGCCAGUGGCACCUAUGCAAUUCUGGAUGGUAUUGCGUAAAAAGUUCCCUCAGUUUGGCCAGCUGCACAAUGGUUCUUUUAUGCAACAGGAUGCAGAGGAAUGCUGGACACAGCUUUUGUACACACUCUCUCAGUCUCUUACGUCAUCUAAUAGUGAGAAUGUCAGUGCUGUGAAGCGUCUAUUCGGCAUUGAGCUUGCUAGCAGGGUGUAUUGUCAAGAAAGUGGUGAAGAAAGUACAGAAACAGAAACAACUUUUGCUCUAAAAUGUCACAUAUCCCAUGAAGUGAACCAUUUGCAUGAGGGGCUAAAGCAUGGUUUGAAAUCUGAACUCGAGAAAAACUCGCCUGCAUUGGGCCAUAGUGCACUCUACUUGAAGGAGUCACGUAUCAGUGGUCUACCCAGGUAUUUGACCAUUCAGUUUGUCCGUUUCUUCUGGAAGAGAGAGUCAAAUCAGAAAGCAAAGAUUUUGAGGAAAGUUGAUUAUCCUUUAGAGCUGGAUAUUUUCGAUUUGUGCUCAGAUGAACUCAAAAAGAAGCUAGAAGUUCCUCGUCAGGUUCUUAGAGAUGAAGAGGGUAAAAAAUUAGGUCUGAAACCUAAAGAAAAAAGCUCUAGUUCCCAGGACAAUGAUGUGAAGAUGGUUGAUGCAGAGGAUUCGUCAAAUGGGAGUGGUGAAUCGUCUACAGGAACUUCUCAAGAAGCUAUUCCAUCUGAGAAGGAGAUGCAUUUGACUGGAGUUUAUGAUUUAGUUGCUGUGUUAACUCACAAGGGUAGAAGUGCUGAUUCAGGGCACUAUGUUGGUUGGGUGAAGCAAGAUAAUGGAAAGUGGAUUGAGUAUGAUGACGACAAUCCAAUUCCCCAACGAGAAGAAGACAUUGUGAAACUCUCUGGGGGAGGUGAUUGGCAUAUGGCAUACAUAUGCAUGUACAAGGCUAGAGCUACGCCAAUGUAAUUCAAGUUUCAUGAGUGAUAUUUUUUAUACAAAUUAUAGAUAUUCUUUUCGCGUUUAUGGAUGUGGUUCUAUAGACUCUCGAAGGAAUAUUUUUUUUUCUCCACUUUUACACUAUUAUUAUGCUUGGUGAGCUCUGUUAUUUCACCUAAAUUUGUUGUUUCUUUGUAUGUCUAUCCCAUUGUCUCCAUGAAUAUCCAUAUUUUCUAGUAGUGUUUUAAAUUUCAGUGUAGCUAAUUCUGGUGCG
Molecule: messenger RNA, 1884 nt
Organism: Chenopodium quinoa (quinoa)
Lineage: Eukaryota; Viridiplantae; Streptophyta; Magnoliopsida; Caryophyllales; Amaranthaceae
Product: ubiquitin carboxyl-terminal hydrolase 6-like
Exons: 18
Coding region: 162-1640 (492 amino acids)
Biological process (GO): regulation of proteasomal protein catabolic process; protein deubiquitination; proteasome-mediated ubiquitin-dependent protein catabolic process
Molecular function (GO): protein binding; cysteine-type deubiquitinase activity; proteasome binding
Source: RefSeq, a predicted model, not a curated record